CCGUCGGGGACCCGGGUGUUGGUUAGUUCGGGUGAGCCGAGAGCGCAGGGCUGCACCCCGACAGUCAAAAAUGGAUUCCGGACUGAAAUUGGGGCACAAACCAUUCCCCUCUUAAAAACUUGCAGGUUUAUAACUCUUUGCCUCCAAGUAUUUUUUCUUUCGUUACUCCAAUCACCAAACCAAACCAGACCACCGAACCACACCCCCUCGUCCACACCUCCACCACCACCAACCACGCCACGCACUCAGUCGUCUGUCUCUCCCUCUUGCCCCCAUCCAUAUUCAAGUACCCUGUCUCUCUCUCUGCAAAAAAAUAAUCUCCAUCUCUCCCCCGGAAUAAGAGACCGUGUGUGUAGAAAUAAUAUUAAAAAUAAUUAAGUCGAGUAAUUUCCAGGUGAAUUAAGCACCGCUCGCGGCUCACUUUCAUUUCCGGGAGAGGAGAGAAAGAAGUCGUAUUUUUGGGAAAAUUUCAGUUCCUGAAAGUGAAAGCAAUUUUCAUUUUCUUUUUAUUCUUCUUCUUCUUCCUUCUACCUUCCUGUCUAACCGUUGUGCACGUAAAUUUAGUCCAUAUUUUCCUAAUCAUUGGUCCACUCUACCUUCCUGUUAAUUUGUCUCCGAGAAGAAAUAUUUCAUUCGUCUGGAAGAAGGCCAAGGAAAAGGGGAGAGAGAAAGCGGAAUAAUGUGAUUCGUUUAUUGAUUAUUUUCCUUAUCCAAACAAGAAGUGAUCAUUGUGUUCGUCCAUCCAUUAUCGAAAAGAAAAAAAAAUUAGUUGCAAGUUCCCAUCAGGAAGGAGACAAAGUUCAAAAAGGUGUGUGUCUUCUCUUCUUCUUCUUCAUCUCGUCUACUAUCCUGUGUCGUGUUUGUAUCUUUGUGUGGGAGGAAGACGAAGCUCGUUAACAUAAUAAAAAUCAAGAAUAAUAAUUCAUUAAUCGAAAAUUAUUAAAAUCAUCCCGUGAAAGCUAGAAACUUUUAUUUUUAAGCAGAGUCAAAAUAAUGAGUUGAUUCAACCCCAACUUAAAUUUAAAUAAUAAAUCACGAAAAAAUAAAUUGCUUCAUUAUAAAUUUUAUUAUACAGUCAGUAAUAAUAAACAGCAACGACACAUCGAAUUUGGAAAUACGACGGAUAAUUAAUUUAAUUAAUUGAUAUAUAGAAAUUUUAAAAAUUAUAUACUUAAUUAGAGUGAAAGCGAUCCAUCCAUCCAGUUAAAAAUAGUACGAAAUUUUAAAAAUAUUUAACAAAUUAAAGCUUGCAAAUCACCCAGAGAAAGUAAAAAAUAAAAUUCAUCAUCAAAUUCAUCAAAUCAAAGCAGCAGCAGCAAAAAGUCAAUCAGAAAACUAGAUUUUUCCUUCCAGCGCAAAUCAAUCCUUUCCGGAGAGAAAGCACCACGUCCAAUAAGGAAUUACUUCGAGAGGCUCUGCCAAUUUGAAGUGGAUUGGUGUUGAGUGUGCGAUGCUUUGGGUGUUGGAACAGGUGGCGGCAUGCCUCCGCCGCAGCGUUUGCUUUCACCCAAUACGGAGAGGGUGUCUCGUCGCUGUGCUGAACGUCCAUGGGGGCUCCGUUUCUCCGGCACCCUCUUCCUCCACGUGGUCAUCCUCGCUCUCCUCCUCCUGCCUCUGAGUGCCCCCUCGAAAACUGCCGCCGCGCCGGGGGAGUCGUCCCCACCAUGGGCGAACUCGUCGUCAUGGUCCCACUGGGCAAUCCCAGACGACGAGGUGUGUCCGUCCGCGCGGGCCUGGGUCACGAGGCCGGGCUCCUUCUGCACCACGCUGUGGACGUCCCCCUACCUCUCCAACAGGACAGAGCUCGAGUCGCGCGAGCGGAGAGCCGUGCAAAUAUACUGCGAAUUAGACGUCAUCCUAGAAAGGUUCGAUUGUGGGCAGGAGUACUCGGUCAAUGUCAAGAGGGGACAGUGCCAGUUGUGUCGGCAAGCCUAUCGGGAAUGGGUGUGCGCCGUGGUGGCCGACACGACGGCGGACGGUUCUCUGGACUGCGCCACAAAGUUGAUGCCGUGCCCUAGCUGUGCCUCAAUUUGUCACCAAGUGAUGCGACUCUGCCCUUACUUGUCCCCCGACCGGAUCCAGUUCGACCUGCUGGGCCAACCCUCACCACAAGUGAGUCAAUACGGCGGCCACCCCGCGUUCUACUGCCCCCUCGAGAAUGACGACCCUUCCGACCCCGCCUACACCACGUCCCUCUGCCUCGCCCCCCAGGAAGACGAUGACCCCGACCACGUCCACAACAUCUGCACUAAUCCCCCCCUCGGACUCAGUCUGGGCGGGAGGAUCCACACCCACCAAUUCCACCACCUCCAUCACCACCACCACCACCGACGGACGAGACGUGACCAAACCUACGACGACGACACAGACUACACGACCCCCCGACCGAACCAUCACCCGCCCCCCUACGACUAUGGCGGCGGAGGAGGCGGCGGCUAUGACUCCUACGACGACGACACGGCCACCUCCUCCUCCCCCAUCCCCAUGCACUACACUACCUGUUGCUGGACGUAUGCGUCCUCCCUUGUGAUUUUCGAUGCUACAAAAGAUUACCCAAAUUACGGAUCGGAUGCCUUUUUCAGCACGACGUUGACCAUUUUCGACAACGCGACGACAAGAAAUUCUUCCAAUUUGUCAAGCACUACGACGACAACGACGACUCCUUCUUCGCCCCUUUUUCCCACCAAGAAGACUGCCACGACGAGUAGGAGACCUACCACGGGUCCUCCUCCCACGACGACAUCACUGCCCACCACCAAGUAUGCAAAUUCGUCUUCCGCCGAGGGGGCCGACGACCCCACGGAAAACCGGGUCAUCCUGAACUGUUGUAAUUCUCACGGGGAGUGCAGCGCGGUGGACGGAGAUGAGGAGGAAGAAGACGGCGGUGGAGAGGACCUCUCUUCCUCGUCGCCUCCUUCUCCUCCCGAUGACGACGUCUUCCCUCCGCGGCCGCCCAUCCAAGAAAUCAAGUCUGAUCCGCAACUUGUCAAGUUUUCUGUGAAAAAUAGGAAACGAAGUUCAGAACGGCGUGAAAUCAGUGAGAAUGACAAUCAAGAAGACGUCGGGUCUGGUCUCCUGCUGGAGGGGGAUUUGUCGCCGUCGUCGUCAUCUUCGUCGUCGUCGUCAUCCCCGCCCGCCUCGUCCUCCGUGUUGUCGCUGCCUCCCCUCUUUUUUAAGACAAUCGACCUGCCGCCAAACCCAACGCACAUUUCCCAAGUAGAAGAAGACGUAGAGUAUGACGAGCAUUACAUGGACACGGAGCCAGACCAGCAGCAAGGGGAGGGCUCCACCAGCACGGAACGUCUCCUCGAACACGUCGUGCUGGACGACGAGCUCGAAGAAGACGACGAUUUGGAGGAGGACAUUGACGACGAGGAGGAGGUCAGCGAAGUGGAGGAUUUGUUGCGGCAGGUCAAAAAGAAGGUGGUCAUCAAGGCUACGACGGGCAGGCCGGGGAUUCUUUUGGGGGGUAAUAAAAAAGUGAUAAAAAAUCGUGCAAGUGUUCAGCUAUUCCCAAGUAGCAAGAAGGACGCAUUCAUGUCCAUCGUGAUUGGUCAUCGUGGCGGUGGUGGUGGUGAUGAGCACGUGCUGGACCGUGCUGACCAUCACCCCCAAACCGCUGCGGCUCUCCUCCUGAAAAAGCGGAUUAUCCCGACGCGACACUUCUUACAUGGGGAAAUUCCUCUGAAAACGCGUCACAACGACGACGAAUCCUUCACCUUUGCCGAUAACACGAUAUCAUCAUCCCGGCAGCAAGAUAACCAUGUCGCGGAGAGAGUCACCCGUCAAGAAAGAUCUUCUUCUUCCCCCCCGGCGAAAAGACCCCCCACUCUGCUCGAACUCUUCACUUAUUUCACCUUCCUCUCCUCCUCCAGCCUAGUAACUCCGAUAAGUUUAUUAAUAUUUGUAUUCACCGUGGCCACCAGUGUCGUAGCCGUGGCGCACGUGACCCUCAUGCUCGCCAACCUCGUGGCGGCCACCUCGCCCUGCUCCACCACUACCAGCCUGUGUUGGGGCACUAGUUUCCUCGUCCUGCUGAUUUCCGCCGUGGUGCUCUGGAUUUCCACGAGGUUUCAUUUCCUGUCCGACUGGUGGGGAGGAUCAACUCUAAGUUGGUGGUGGAGUGGUGGUGGUGUUAAAUUAAAAAAAUAUUGUGUUCAUCGAUUGUUGUUCUACGGGGAGGGUGGCGGCGGUGGCGGCUGCUGGAUUCCUGAAAAAGUCGCGUCUUUUCUCCUACUCUUAUUUUUCUCGGGCAGAAAUCAGAAACUUUCUCCUCCCACGACGAAGACGAGACUUGACUCCUCUGCGGAUAUUGCUAAAAAGCUAGGAAAUAAUUACGACUCCAAUUCUGCUUCCGUACAAUCAUCACUACAACUUUCUUCUUCUUCUCGUAGGAGGGACUACUACUGUUUACUCUUUACCAAUAGGCAGGAUAAGGACACUAAUCGUGACGUAAAAAAGUAUUGUACAAGUAAAAAAAUUAGUAGGUUAGCCAUGGAAAAGUAUCAGUGCUGCUACUACUGCCACCACCGCCACGAGUGGGGGUGUGAUCCUGUGGGGGACGGGCGGCGGCGGGGGAAGGAGAACGAUGAUAAUAAUUGUACCAGUAGAAAAAAGAGGAGGAGAAAGCAGCUACCGAGAAUUUUUAGGGAGAAAAUCUUUACAAUUUUUGUAAUAGAUUGUUGUCGUUGCCAUCAGAAGAAUUUUAUGCAUCGUACUUGCGUACUUUCUCGUAGUAGUGAAGGUUUUCCCUUGUUUGGGGGAGGGUUCAAUUUGAAAUUUCUUAAAUUAAGAAACCGGGGUACGGCGAAAAAAUUUGAAUUAAAUUUAAAAUUGCUACUACUGUUACUACUUCUAAUCCAGGCCAGGUUGUUGAUAGUGUUUAAAUUUAUAAGGGUGGUGGUGGUGAUGGGCACCUUAUCUUAUCGUAGCGAGGGUGGAGAGAAAGUUGGUAGGAUUUUCACCCCCGCCACCACGUGUUCACCCGGCACGUGGCAGGAGGCGUGGGUCAAACUCAGAAGAAUUACUAGUCGACCGUGUAGCAUUAUUAUUCUCAUUGUUCUUAAAAAAAUUCACGGACAAAGUAUGGACACGAGGAGGAGGAAAAGAACAAGAACAACAUCCAACUUACAAUUAUUACUACUCAUGAAAAAGAACACGUGGACACGUGACACGUGGCCGAGUAUAACAAUAACUACAACAUUAAGUGAUUCUAGGAUUACUACUAUAGUUAAUUAUUUACUAAAUAUACCAAGUAAAAAAUCUAGGGACAAAUUUCUCGUACAAUUUCAAAAACAACAAGAACAACUCGUAGAAAGAUUUAUUAUGCUAAGAUUCGUCGUCGUGUUAUUAACUGUUAAAAAAAGAAGGGAGAAGAAGGAAUGCUGCCAAAAACUUAUUGCUGCAUUAUCAUCAUCAUUUCAAAAAAAUUUCCAGAAAUUAUUACUAUUAUUAUUAACGUGCUACUACUACUACUAUUACACUUAUCGUCCAAAGGGGUUGACUAGUUUUAGUAAGAAACGUAAAAAAAUGAUGCUGAGUUCCGGUUCACUUUCACGCUCGGACAAAAAACGGUUGCUAAAAUUUCACUUUUCAUUUUUUUUCCAAGUACGAGGACAAUCUGAUACGCUAGUAGAAUUAGGGGAUACAAGAAAACGGACAAAAGAUGGACACAAAUUUUUUAAAGUUGGUCAAUUUGCAAGGGCUCCUUUAAAACUUUUGUGGGCGGAGGAAAUCAUCAUCAAGGGAGAAAGUGAAAGUAAACCGAUUUUUGAGUUACCUUGUCCUUCUUCGUGUUCUAAGAGAACAAGGAGGACAUCAUCAAUGAGGACAAAAUCAGAAAUUUCCAAUGUUCUCCUUGUUCUUAAAAAAUGGUGCUCUCGUUCUCAUACUUGUAACCCAAACUACUUGACGAGAAAAGCCGCAGCAGGGUUUGAGAUUCAUCCGCUUAUUAAGUUAUAGCUGUCGUCGAAGAAGAAGAAGAAGAAAAUUUCAGACUGCUGGAGAUUUAAAUACACACACAACACAGAAAAAUAUGUAUGUAUUAAAUUUAGUGAAAUAGAAAUGAUGAAAAACGAAGGAGCUGACUAAUUAACUUUAAUUGAUAAGCUACAUAGUUAAGAUAAGUAAGAUAUUUAAGUACCUAGUUAUCGAUAACUAAGUAAGUAAAUAAGUUACGUAAAAAUUGCUAUUAUUGUUAAAAACCAGAGAGAAAAGAAGAACAUGGAAAAAUGGACAAAUCAAUUCUCAUCAAAGUGUAUUUAUCAAUUCUCUUUGUCAUUCCCAACUUUUUUUUGUUGAGAUCAAAGUUUCUGAGACUCAUUAUUUUAUUUCCAGUAUUUUGAUUUUUUGUAAAUAUCUUUUUCAUCUUUGUUUUCUCGCAAUUAGAUAAAUUUGAAUCAAAGCGAUCCUGUUAAGUUUGGUAUCUGUUUAAAAAGGGUAAUAUUUUUCCAGGAAAUUGGUUAACUUUUAAAUUUUUUUUAUGUCUGUACGACCUACGCAGUUUAGUUUAAAUGUCAUUUAUUAUCAUCUUUUUUUGGGUUUUCCGAGGGCAGAUUUUUUCUACUGAAGGAGAGGAAACUACAAAAUUAUUGCAAAUCUGUCCAUAUUUUUUAAAAGGAAGAAACAAAAUAAAAAAUCGGCCCUCAAAGUUGCAAAAAUUAUUAUUUUUUCUCAAUUUUAUUUUAUGAAUCUCAACCACGUUUUUUUAUUCCGAUCCCAACAAAAUUUUACAAAUUCAUCUUUUAACAAAUUUUUAAAUCUAUAAGAUCAAGUUUUUUUGCUACGUCGUCCAACUUUACCAAAUUGUAAUAAAACUCAGUUUCAAAAUGUAUGCCCCUUAAUUUUUCAUACUUUACUAAAUAAUUGUUGAAUUGUGAUUAUAAUUAAGUUUUUUAGUUGACGAAGAGAAUGAAAUAAACAAAAAGAAAAAAUGAAUUGAUACGUAUGUACCUACUGCGCUAAAAUUUUAAGUAAAAUGAAUAAAAUAAAGAUUAAUACUGUGAAAAAACUGAAAAAAAUCUAGCGUCUUCAGAAAUUAAUCGAAACAAUUUUUGCAUUUUCGUAACACAUCCCUUUUCAUUAUUAUUAUGUACUGUGAGAAAACUGAAAAACAUCUAAUGUCGUCCUCCUUGUUAAUAAUUCGCAUUUUUUUCCAUUUUUCGUAAUACAUACUUUUUCAUGAUUAAACAAAUUGUAUCGUCCACCACAUUCAUCACAUUAUUUAUCAUCAUUAGCUGCAUAAAUAUGUUUGGUUAAAAAUAAAUCUCAUAAAUAAUUCGCAACAAUUUAUGCACCAUUUUUUGCGAAACGUUUGCAUUACAUAGGUGCUCAUCAAUUUUAAAAUCGGCUUCAUCCUCACCAUCCUAUUGUUAAUUUCGCAACAUGUUUGCAUAAUUUUGCAUAUCAUGAUUACUUUCUCAUCAAUAAUUUGCACACUUUUUUGCAACACAUCCAUCCUUUUUUCAUUAGGUACAUAAAUAUGAUUUAUUACAUCUUCAUCUUCAUGAUCAGAACAUCAGAUAAUCGUUUUUUAUAUAUCAUUAUCAUCAUCAUUCUCCCACCUCCGUCCGAGAUUAUUUAGUAACAAGUAUAAUAUAAUAUAACGUCUCUCAUAUCAAAAAAACACGAAAACACUAACUAAACUAAAUCCGUAACUAAUUAUACAUAAGUCUUAAUAUUAAAUAAUUAACUAAAAAAAUCUGCUUAAUCUUAGUUUAUACUUCACAUUUAUUGCUACCGUUUCUUCUUUCAGUGCUGACAACACUGCGGCUGCUGCAGAGGAGAAUAAUAAUCUUCCGCAAAAUUCUUAUCAUGAUAAAUAUGUAAAUUCGCUACAUAAAGAAGAUCAUAAUAUAAUUAAAUUUUGCCCUAAACUGAAAUUGAGAUAGGAAAACAAAGUAGUAUUUCAAAAGAUUUUUUAUAAAUUUGAAAUUCUAGGCUUCUUUUUUAUAAAUUUGAAAAUCUAGCGUUCUUUUUUUCUAUAAAGUUUUAGGCACCAAAUAUACACUGACUUUUAUUUCAUUAUCUUCUUAACCAGCUCACUUAAAUAUUUAUUUAUUUUUGUAAAUAUAAAAGGUUUUGUGAUAAGACACUGAGUUCCAUAUAAUAUUUCUUACGUUAAUUAACUAAUUUUUAAUUAAUUAUUAUAAUAUUGUACAUUCAUGUUACCCUUUCCUGCCCGGAACUCUUUUCCAAUAUUCUAUGUCGUGUAAAUAACUAGCAAAAAAGCAGAGUUUUUACACACUUACUUAAUUAAUAAUCUAUUUAGUUAGUUAGUUAGCUGUCAAUUAAUGGUAAUAAAGAAACAACGGCGACAACAACAGUAAUGAAAAACUAGUAUAAAUAUGUAAUCUCUGUCUUUUUCCUUAUCCUAUAAAAUUCUAGGCUUAAUUUUAUUCUCUGUGUAGGCAAAAGUUUGAUUUUUAGUCUUUGAUUUGUAAUCAUUAUUUGUACCAAUUUUUUCUUCUUCUUUUAUCCGCGUGGUCACAAAAUGUAAGGAAUUCUUUUAUGUUUCGAUUUGAUUGAUUGUUUAGUUCUUUUGGAAGCAUGGUAUUUUCGGAUUUUUCAGGGAAA
Folsomia candida is the source of this 8574-nucleotide messenger RNA. RefSeq lists its product as uncharacterized. Bases 1480 to 5961 code for a protein of 1493 amino acids. Gene Ontology annotation, cellular component: plasma membrane. Lineage: Eukaryota; Metazoa; Arthropoda; Collembola; Entomobryomorpha; Isotomidae. The transcript is spliced from 5 exons. The record is from RefSeq and is a predicted model, not a curated record. Gene Ontology annotation, biological process: calcium ion import across plasma membrane. Gene Ontology annotation, molecular function: stretch-activated, monoatomic cation-selective, calcium channel activity.